Mastomys coucha (southern multimammate mouse) is the source of this 1793-nucleotide messenger RNA. It is a transcript of the gene Shisa8, whose product is annotated as shisa family member 8. The record is from RefSeq and is a predicted model, not a curated record. Gene Ontology annotation, biological process: regulation of AMPA receptor activity; regulation of short-term neuronal synaptic plasticity. Gene Ontology annotation, cellular component: postsynaptic membrane; postsynaptic density; AMPA glutamate receptor complex. NCBI's taxonomy places the organism in Eukaryota, Metazoa, Chordata, Mammalia, Rodentia, Muridae. The coding region runs from base 393 to 1592 and encodes 399 amino acids. The transcript is spliced from 4 exons.
CAGAGCCAGAGCGCGGGCACCGCGGAGCGGGCGGCGGGAAGGCAGAGGCGUCCGGCGACCCGCCGCCCGGCGCAGUCCCCGAAAGACCCAGGCCCCGCACGACCGCCAGGGCCAGAGGGAGCCGGGGACUGGGCAGGCGAGCACCCACCGCCUGCCUCCACCGUGCGCAGUCCGAGGUGAGCCCCGGAGGAGAACGCGCCCACCGGGGAGAUCCAGCUCCGCGUCCUCCACCCCGAGCUCACUUGUGCCUGGAACCGCGGACGCACCAGGAGGCGUCGGCCGGGAGCCAGCGCGGGCAGCCGGGCGACCGGUCCCGGAGGGCUGGGGGAGCCCGGCAGAGCGGCCACGCGCCGAGCCAUGCACCGGGCGCAAUAGCAGGAGGAGCGGGCCGCAUGGAGCGCGCUGGGGCGCGGGGCCAGCGCUGGGGCCAGCGCUCGCAUGGGCUCCCGCUCGCGCUCCGGCUGGCGCUGUUGCUGGCGGGGUCGCCGUCGGGCCGCGCGGGGGCUCCCGAGGCGCAGGAGACCGCAGCGUCCGGUACGGUGGCACCGGCGGGAGGGGACCGCUGCCGCGGCUAUUACGACGUGAUGGGCCAGUGGGACCCGCCCUUCAACUGCAGCUCGGGCGUCUACAGCUUCUGCUGCGGCACGUGCGGCUACCGCUUCUGUUGCCACGACGGCCCGCGCCGCCUGGACCAGAGCCGCUGCUCCAACUACGACACACCGGCUUGGGUGCAGACUGGCCGGCCGCCCGCCCGCGCCCGGGACACCGCCGCCCCGCGCGACCCGGCCCGCGAGCGCAGCCACACUGCGGUCUACGCGGUGUGCGGUGUCGCCGCGCUACUCGUGCUGGUCGGCAUCGGGGCGCGCCUGGGCCUGGAGAGAGCGCAUAGCCCCCGCGCUCGGCGCACGGUGACCAGGACACUGACAGAACUUCUCAAGCAGCCAGGCCCGCAAGAACCACUGCCUCCGCCUCUGGGUCCACCCUUGGGUAACUGCGUCCAAGUACAAAUGGGUGACAGUGUUCUCCGGGGUUCCCCCUACAACAGCACAGACAAGAAACGCCUCAAUAAUGCGCCUCUGGGGUCCGCCACCCCGGGACCCCCGCGCGGCCCGAGGCUGCAGGGUGGUGGCAGCCUCACGUUGCAGCCUGACUACGCCAAGUUCGCUACCCUCAAAGCAGCUGCGCUCAAGGCCACAGAGGCUGCACCCCAGGACUUCUAUCAACGUUUUCCCUCUACCGAGACCGGCCCGCGGACCCUCCCUGCGCGGGUCCCGCGGCCUUCGGAGGACGUGCCUGCGCUGCUCGACGCCUGUCCCUGGGCCCCUCCGGGUUAUGUACCUCCGGCCGGCCCGGUCUCGUCGGUCCCUUAUGCCGCCUGGACCGCGGGCCGCCCCGCGAGGCCGCUCCCCCGCAGCCACUUGGUGGCUCAGGUCUCCCCGGCGCCCCGGCGGCCCAGCCACGCGCCGCGGCGUCAGUUCAGCGUGGAGAAGCUGCCCGAGGCCUUCAGCGCGCAGCCCGCGAGCUUUUACAGCAGCACGGGCAGAGGACCCCGGCACCUGAGCACCAACAGCAAAGCCGAGGUCACGGUCUAAAGUGGAACCAUUGGAGCCUUCUGCAGGGUCCUGGGCCCCAGGUCGUGGAGUUGCAGUGCAGGCUUCAAUCCAAACAGGAAUGAGGACGUUUGGAGCCUGUGGCUAAAGGGCCAAAAGGGUAGGGCCAGGUGUUCUGUCCUUGGGAAUGUAGGGCUAUCCUUACCUGUGUAAAUAAACCCUCUAAUGUGGUUCCUGUCCCAA